UGAGGCCUCCCUGAAGAUGCCGCACGCCCUCCUCCUGCAUUCGCCGCCCUGGAGGACAGGCCGGCGGGUCCUGGCCGCCCACGACGCCUAUUCCGAGCCAUAUAAGCGGUCUCGGGGCCGGAGGGAGCGCGCCUCCUGGCCCCUGUGCCCAAGUCCCGGCCUGCAGACGCAGGAUGAGGGGCGUGCUGCUGGCCACGCUCCUGGCCGUGGUCUCCGGGCCCGGGGCCCAGGGGCUGUGGCUGGGAAGGCUGAGCCCCAACCAGCUUCUGGGCUCCUGGUACAUCCUGGCCGUGGCCUCCGGGGAACGGGGCUUUGUGCUGGAGAGAGCCACCAAGAGCGUCGAGGGGGUGGUGGUGACGCUGACGCCUGGGAACCGGCUGCAGGUGCGCUCCUCACGGCACAGGCUGGAGAGGUGCGAGCUGAGCGUUGUGGAGCUGCUGAAGCAGAAGUCCAGCUGGGUGUUUGAGAACCCCUCCCUGGGCGUGAUGCAGUACCGCGUGCUGGGCACCAACUUCCGGGACUUCGCCGUGGUCCUCACGCAGCUGGAGUCCGGGGACGAGGCCUUCAACACCCUGGAGCUCUACAGUGGGUCUCAGGCGCCCUGUCCCCAGGCCGCACAGAGCUGGCCAGCCCGGAGGCCAUGCGCCUCUUUGCCAAAUGGAGCCAGGGCUUGGGCUUCCUCGCACAGCAGCAGGCCCAGCUGCAGCCGGACUUCACCUGCGCACACAAGGUCCUCCAGGUGAGCCGCCCCUGAGCGCGGCCUGGGCCAGCGGCGGCGGGGCCAAGGGCUUGAAGCCUUGAAAGGCUGGGAGACGCCCACCUCCUGGGGUGAUCCAAGCCCCCCUUCUUGGUUUCCAGUGAACACUGCAGCUGCAGGGCCCGUACCCCCGUGUCCUGGUGG
Molecule: messenger RNA, 901 nt
Organism: Talpa occidentalis (Iberian mole)
Lineage: Eukaryota; Metazoa; Chordata; Mammalia; Eulipotyphla; Talpidae
Gene: LCN6
Product: lipocalin 6
Exons: 6
Coding region: 174-743 (189 amino acids)
Molecular function (GO): small molecule binding
Source: RefSeq, a predicted model, not a curated record